Messenger RNA from Caenorhabditis briggsae, 414 nucleotides. Gene Ontology annotation, cellular component: nucleus; cytosol. The transcript is spliced from 2 exons. NCBI's taxonomy places the organism in Eukaryota, Metazoa, Nematoda, Chromadorea, Rhabditida, Rhabditidae. The record is from RefSeq and is a predicted model, not a curated record. The coding region runs from base 1 to 414 and encodes 137 amino acids. Gene Ontology annotation, molecular function: fatty acid binding. Gene Ontology annotation, biological process: fatty acid transport.
AUGUCCUCUGUCGAUGCUUUCAUUGGACAUUGGAAAUUUGUCAAAGCUGAUAAUUUUGACGAAUUCAUGAAGGUAAUCGGUGUUGGGCUCAUUAUUAGAAAGUUAGCAGCACAUAUGCAACCUACAAUCGAAGUCUAUUCCGAUGGUGAAACGUGGCAUAUCAACCAAUAUUCGACAUUUAAGAAUACAAAACUGUCUUUCAAGUUGGGAGAGGAAUUCGUCGAGAUCAGUCCAGAUGAUCGGACCUUCAACUCUGUGGUCACUGUAGAAGACGGAAAGCUGGUUCAUCGUCAGAAUAAAAUAAAAGAACAGGAUAAAAGCUCGGUGUUCACAAGCGAAGUGGUAAACGGAAGAAUGUUCCAGACACUUCAAUGUGGCGAUGUCAUCUGCCGUCGCGAGUUUGUAAAAGUAUAA